GUUAUUCCCUAAGCAGUGUUUACCUGGUGUAGACAAUGUUAGGAAUUCCGCCCUUCCAUAGGACCCGAUAAAUAGCCGCGCGCCGCCGAGGUCGCACCAUUCCGACCGCUCACCUCCACACAUUUGCCGCGACCAAAGCUCAUUUCGGAUCCACAAUGAAGAUCGCGUGUGCGUUUAUGGUGGUGGCUCUGGCCGUGUACGCGGAGGCCUACUCCGAGGGCGCCCCCACCAGCGCCUGCAAGGACAUGAUUCCCAGACAUCCCGUGGAGCCCAAGAAGACCCCGGCUCCUUAUAUCGUCACUACUAACACCAAGGUGGUAAAAGCUGGUACACCAUUGGAAGUAACCAUCUCGGGGAAGACGCCCAAGGACACGAUCAAGGGUCUGAUGCUGCAGGCGCGCGUGGGAGACCAGCCCGUCGGUACCUUCAAGCUGGCACCCAACGAGCAGCUCGUUCAGCUGCUGAAGUGCAGCAAUGCUGGUGACACGGUGACCCACAAGAAGCACGACGCUAGCCUGGACCGUCAGACCAUCACCCUCACCUGGGUGCCGCCCGCAGACCUCAACGACGAAGUCAAGUUCAGGGCCACCAUCGCGUUGAACGGAGCUGUGUUCUGGGUCGGCGUUGAGUCCGCACCCAUCAAAGUCUCUCUUUAAACUCU
Molecule: messenger RNA, 661 nt
Organism: Aricia agestis (brown argus)
Lineage: Eukaryota; Metazoa; Arthropoda; Insecta; Lepidoptera; Lycaenidae
Gene: irp2
Product: putative defense protein Hdd11-like
Exons: 5
Coding region: 156-656 (166 amino acids)
Molecular function (GO): oxidoreductase activity, acting on metal ions
Source: RefSeq, a predicted model, not a curated record